This is a messenger RNA of Serendipita indica DSM 11827, 1554 nucleotides long. NCBI's taxonomy places the organism in Eukaryota, Fungi, Basidiomycota, Agaricomycetes, Sebacinales, Serendipitaceae. The record is from the annotation of a GenBank genome assembly.
AUGAUCGUGUUUUACAUUGUGUCACUCGUUUUCAUCUUUGUGAGCCGCUCUCUGACAGACGGCUUUGGAUUGCGACUCGUUGGCGUGAGCGCCUUUGCUCUGGAUACGCGGACAAGUCGGAUAUGGGAGGAGAAUAGCGGCAUGAUUCAAGAGAUUGCGCAGCAGAGGUUGUGCGAAGAUGGGACUGCACCAAAGUUGGCAAAGAUUCAACUGGAUGGCGAGCUCACGACAUAUGAACUUCAAUGCAACGAAGGCUCAUGGAGGAAUACAUCUAUGGAAGCCGGAGAGCUGUACAAGCGACAGGCCACUACUCUGUGUACGACAUCUUGUACGCAAGAUUGUUUUCAUCCCGCCGACUAUAAUCCCGAUCCAAAGGACUGUAAAAAUAUUACGGCGAACCUUAGGGCCAGAAAAAGUACCUGGAAUGUCUCAGUUGGAGGAACAAAAGUUAUUCAGUGGAAAACGUGCAUAUACACAUUCACAAAUAAAGCACGUAGUACACUCAAUUUCUGUGAUACGGCCUGGGCAUCGAUUGGCGAUUCCAUUGCGUGGACCUGUGGACGAUGGCUACCAGACCCAGCCAAGGGCGGAAUCUGCAGCCACUCCAACUUUGACGUUACGGCUGUUCGAACACCUAAUAUGCCAGGGCCUAGCUAUACUAUCUCCUUUUCCACCGUCGGGUACACGGCGUUGAAUCCGUCGUCGUCUUCUUCGUCCUCUAGCUCUAGUUCUACUUCUUCAACGUCAACAUCGUCGACGCCAUCACCGUCUUCAUUGCAAUUGAGCGGCUCAACAAAUGGUACCGAGGCUACAAAUGGAGUUUCUACAUCAGAAUCGAGCACGACGUCCCAGAGCGCCAGUUCGUACGAGAUCAUUGAUGGAUUUGUGGCCGAUUCCACGGCAGGAAGUGGCUCGACACCCGAAACCUCGAGCUCAUCGACGAGUAGCAAUGCACAGUCUGGCGAUAGAACGAGGACUCAUACAGCGGAGAUUAUUGGUGGAACGAUUGGGGGUAUUGCGGUCGUGGCAUUCCUGAUAGCUGCUUUCUUUAUCGUGUGUCGGCUCAAGCGCCACGAAAAGAUGAGAAAGGACCUAUACCUGCCGUCGCCCUACGCCUCGUCUCCUCGACCGGCCUCGUCUGUUGCGAACAGUGAACCGUUUAGAAUCCCAGCUAGCACAGUGUUCAUGAUGGAACUCGACGCUCAAAACGAAAAGGCUGAGCUGGCUCGAGAGUACGGCACUUUGCAGAGGGGAGAGGAAACAUGGGCGCCCGUCGCACCGAGUGAUCUCGACAGCUCGACAGUCUCAGAAGAGUCGGUUGUUGAACAUCACUCACCUGAAGGCGUCCCAAGGCCGGCAGCUGCAGCGCGUACGGUUGAGGCGAUACUUGUGGCUGCUGCACCUCCGGGAAUGUCGCGAGAGGAGAUCAAUCUGUUCGCUGCAAACUUUGCCUCGUUAGUGAGAGGACGUCAGCAGCCGGGUGAAGAACCCCAGGACGAAGGGGACAGGGGUGCGAGCGAGAUUCGACAACCACCACCUUAUCCACAGCAGUAA